AUGGCUUCCAAUGCGAUGAGAGGCGCAAGCGGAGGCACUGCUCCUCAAAGUGUUGAGAAUAUCACACGCAUAGCUCAGAACUAUGAGUAUAACGCUUCUGUUCCUCUAAAAUAUUGGCUGAGGACUGCCGCCACGCUUUUGCGAGAGGCUCGUAUUUACGAACGUGAAGGACACGAUGAACAAGCCUAUCUCAUUCUCUUCCGUCAUGCCCAGUUAAUCUUGGUCCAUCUUUCCAAGCACCCUGAUACGAAAAAGAAUGACGAAGAUCGCAAGGCCCUGGUGGCAGCUGAGAAAGAGGUUGAGAAAAACCUUAGCAAGCUGGAAGUUCUAAGGCCGCGGAUCAAUAAGCGAUAUGAGCGAUAUACUCAGUUGAUGCGGGAGCGUGAAUCUCGAAAACACCCCUCACAAGCCAAAAUCAUCGCCGAACCGCGAGACCAAGUCCCAGAUCCUGCUCUCGCUGGUGUGGCAGAGCCUUUAGAAGCAGGAGAGAAUCGAGAUCUCGCUGUGCAGCUAGCCCAAUCGGAGCUCAACCGCCGAGCCACCGUCCGAGGUUCAAAGGGUCUUUCAGGGCCAUCCAUCGAAGGACUGGAAAGUCGUCGCGCAGCGGGUGUUUGGGGAGACGGGGAACACACCAAACCAGACAGUCGCAUGGGGGAUCAAGAUCUCAGCCAACGGAUUCAAAACAUCAGGUCCAACAUCGACCACACGAGGCAAGCUUAUGGCCAAGGUACCAAAGUGUCUGAGCUUCCUUUGUCCGAUAUGUCCGCAUAUAAGUAUCCAACCGUACCGCGCCAAAGGGCCCUAGAGCCUACUGUGUCUCCGGGCCACAUUGCUAUCCUUGAUAAGAAUGCCGAACGCCAUGCACCCCCGAUAUUACCUCCUAAAGAGCACCUUAUGCCUAGCCGAGCAUCCAUUAUCGAUAGUUCUGCAAUAGCCAUGGCACCCUCACUGCCUGCUAAGAUAUCGCCGACUCCGGCAGUGCCUGAGAAGAUGCAAGUCCCUAAAGAAACUACCCCCACACGUUCGGAUCUAGAUCCCUCGAGUUACACAUUCAAACCAUCGGCAUAUCUCGAAAAUGGGACUCCUUUGCGUUCGGUCUUCUUGCCCGCGAACCUCCGAUCCCGCUUUUUAUCUCUAGCUUCCCCGAACACUCGUGCCAAUCUUGAGACUUGUGGUAUCUUAUGCGGAACUCUGGUCUCCAACGCGCUCUUUAUAUCAAAACUGGUCAUCCCUGAGCAGACAUCGACAUCAGACACAUGUGAGACGGUGAAUGAGUCGGCUCUUUUCGACUACUGCGACUCCGAGGAUUUGAUGACGCUUGGCUGGAUCCAUACACAUCCCUCGCAGACCUGCUUCAUGAGCUCGCGCGACCUCCACACGCACUGCGGUUAUCAAGUGAUGCUGCCCGAGAGCAUUGCAAUUGUGUGCGCUCCGAGUAAAACCCCCGACUGGGGUGUGUUCCGACUGACUGAUCCUCCGGGUCUCAAGACGGUUCUAAACUGCAGCCAGACCGGUCUGUUCCACCCACAUGCCGAAGAGAAUAUUUACACUGGGGCAUUGCGGCCAGGGCACGUUGUCGAAGUCAGUGGGUUAGAAUUCGACACAGUGGAUCUUCGUCCAGAUGCCUGA
This is a messenger RNA of Penicillium paradoxum, 1629 nucleotides long. RefSeq names its product putative endosome-associated ubiquitin isopeptidase (AmsH). Gene Ontology annotation, molecular function: metal-dependent deubiquitinase activity; protein binding; K63-linked deubiquitinase activity. The coding region runs from base 1 to 1629 and encodes 542 amino acids. The record is from RefSeq and is a predicted model, not a curated record. Gene Ontology annotation, cellular component: membrane; endosome. Gene Ontology annotation, biological process: protein K63-linked deubiquitination. NCBI's taxonomy places the organism in Eukaryota, Fungi, Ascomycota, Eurotiomycetes, Eurotiales, Aspergillaceae. The transcript is spliced from 2 exons.